AUGGAGUCUCCAACGCGUCCCAUCCUCAGCCCCUCAAAGGUCCUUCAUCCGGUAUCACCGGAACGCAUGAAUCAACAAACAAUUCCCGCCUCCCCGUCACUUCCCUCGGAUCUCCUGUCGCUCCACCACAAAAACAUCAAGGGAGUCUCCGAAGUCCAAGCCAAAGUGGCAUUCUUGAACAGUCUAUCCCGCCAGGGAAGCCCGGGUGCCGGGGGUCAAUCUGCAGCAAACCAUGCCGCGCUCCAGAGGGCGAUUCUCGGCCGUGAGGAGGCAGAGUCUGCCCUGAACUCCGUGCAGGAAGAGCUUUCCGAGGCACAAUUUCGAGAACGCAGAAUCAGUGAACGGCUGGAGUCAUUGCUAGAAGAAUUACACGGCACCAAAGAACGCCAAGCCCACGAACGGUCGAUCUUUGAGAAGGAGAUUCGCAAGGCCCGUAAAGAGGCUUUCCGGGCAGGGUCAACUCUGGUCAAGGUACAGGAAGAAUUGAAGCAUACCAAGUCUGAAUCCAAAGCCAUCAAAGACGAGCUCGCAGCAGAGCGGGAAUCAAAGGAUAAGGCAAAGCAAGAGGCAUUCGAACGUGCAUAUGCUCUCGCUGGUCUCACCGAAGAAUUGGAAGUCCUCAAGGGCCAACUGCGGUCUAUGCAGGCAUCCAACCACUCGAGCACAUUAGAAAUGCGGGCCCACGAGAUCCGGAGGGAAGACUUCGGCAGACUCUCCCUCACAGAGGGCGAUCUCGCCUUUUUGACCACCCCACGACGACCGAAGCGAGUCGCACCAGACUCCGCCCGGUCUUCGAUCCCUGAAAUGGAAUCCGCCGACAUCGCCGAAGCCACCCCUCCUAAACGACUUCGACUUUCCGAAUGCACGACUCCCGUCGAAGUCGAGCAAACUACCAUCACCACCUCUUUGUCACACUUAGAUGCUGAAGCCUUGGAAGAUCUGAAGGAAGAGCUUGACCGUGAGCGCCGGCGGAGAACCGAGGCUGAGGAAAUGGUCCAUUUUAUGAAUAUCGAAUGCCAAUUCGAGCGGUGCUCUUGCCGUCUUGCCGAGAGCCAGGGCCGCCGCUACAUCUACGACAAGGAAUACUUUGAAAGGUUCCAAAAGCCACAGCUGGAGGCCGAAGCGAAAGCAGCCCAAGAACUCCGCGCCGAGCAGGAAGCUCGUAUCGAACAACGGGCCCUUGAGGAGCAAGCUCGCACUGAGCAACAUGCUCGCAUUAAAGAGCAGGCCCGUGUUGAAGAGCUGGCUCGCAUUGAACAGCAGGCCCUUGAACAGCAGGCUCGUCUAGAACACCAACAGCAAAUGUAUAGUCAAUCGAGUCAUACGCCCUCUGUCGACCCUCCUACCCCCGUCCAUCAGCAGCCGGUGCCUGCAGUCAAGCCAGAGCCAAGAGAAACUCCGAAGCAGAUGCGAAUGCCCGAGGAGCCCAUGGUGACUUUCUCGCCGGAGACGGGAACCUUCAAGACCUUCCCAUCGCCCCUUCGCGACAAUGCUCGACCUCGACGGACCGAUUCCUUUACACUGGCUGAAUUGAAAAGCUCGCAGGUUGACGCACUGAAUGGAUUGGGAAGCUCAACUGCCUCUUCUAGUCGGCAUGUGGACUCCGUCCCUUCCGCUCCCCCAGUGCCAUCCAGAGCAUCUCGUGGUACUACAUCGGACUCUACCGCCCGUGAAAGCCCGGAAAGCAGACCAGGUAGACGCGCUGAAAGGAGGGAGUAUCAGCCUACUCAGGCGACCACGAAAAGGGUUCUCCUCCGUGAAGCCACCGGAUCGCAGAACUCUGCUUUCGUUUCUGACACGCCCAUCAACCGGGAGGAAGCCCUGGCCAAGAUCAGAGAGCGCCGCGGUCGGGCACGCAGCAAGGUUCGCUCAGUGAGCGCGACCGAGCCGUCCGGACGGUCAGCAGGGUCUACUGGCAGUGCCGGCCCAACACCAGGCCGGGGCCCCCGUCACAUCCCGAACCUUCGGGCGGAUAGCAAGAGUGAGCGCGACCUAGGCGAGCGCAGAGACUUGAGCGCCCCCGUGCGCAUGUUCCGACGAUGA
This is a messenger RNA of Penicillium cinerascens, 2043 nucleotides long. RefSeq lists its product as uncharacterized. Lineage: Eukaryota; Fungi; Ascomycota; Eurotiomycetes; Eurotiales; Aspergillaceae. Bases 1 to 2043 code for a protein of 680 amino acids. The record is from RefSeq and is a predicted model, not a curated record. The transcript has a single exon.